Neomonachus schauinslandi (Hawaiian monk seal) is the source of this 2599-nucleotide messenger RNA. RefSeq names its product DEAD-box helicase 41 (gene DDX41). The transcript is spliced from 17 exons. Lineage: Eukaryota; Metazoa; Chordata; Mammalia; Carnivora; Phocidae. Gene Ontology annotation, cellular component: spliceosomal complex. Gene Ontology annotation, biological process: mRNA splicing, via spliceosome. The record is from RefSeq and is a predicted model, not a curated record. Bases 563 to 2383 code for a protein of 606 amino acids. Gene Ontology annotation, molecular function: ATP binding; RNA helicase activity; RNA binding.
AACACUUGUCACCAGCAUUUUAUUUAUCCCUCACCACUCUGAACAUACGUGUUGUCUUAUAUAGAUGAGGACGCCAGUCAGAGCUGCAGUUAAGUUGAUUCAUUUUUCCGCAAGCCACACCCCGUCCCCGCGCCCGUGCCCGGGAUGGAGGCCCGAGCGGGAUCCCAGCUGGCCCGGUCCCGGAACGUGCCUGAUGACGUCAUACUCUGGGCGAGGCUGGGCAGCUGGCCAGCCGGCCUCUUCCGGAUCCCCGGUCUCCACUUUAGGGACCUUCUUCCACCGGACUUCGUUUGAGCCUUUAGCGCAUGCUCCAAAUCCUCCAGCGUCCCAUAAUGCAUUGUCUGACGCUUUGCCCUCGCCCCUGGCAACAAAUGCGCAGCCGCCCAAGGGACUUUGACGCCGCGCUGCCUGACAGGGUCUCAGAAGAAAGUUUGUCCCUCUGCGCGAUCCGGCAUUCAGAGGUCGUUGCUAGGCGCCCACGUUCCGCUUCUUCACAUCUGAUUGGAUUUCACUCAAAAGUUGAGGCGGGGUUUUGCCGUAGCGCGCAUGCGUGCAGCAAAGGAUGGAGGACUCGGAACCCGAGCGGAAGCGGGCUCGCACCGACGAGGCGACUGCCACAGGAAGCCGCUCCGAGACGGAGGAUGAGGAUGAUGAAGACUACGUGCCUUACGUGCCUUUGCGACAGCGCCGGCAACUGCUGCUCCAGAAGCUACUGCAACGAAGGCGCAAAGGAGCUGCGGAGGAGGAGCAGCAGGACAGCGGCAGCGAGCCCCGGGGAGAUGAGGACGAUAUCCCGCUGGGCCCUCAGUCCAACGUCAGCCUCCUGGAUCAGCACCAGCACCUCAAAGAGAAGGCUGAAGCCCGCAAGGAGUCUGCCAAGGAGAAGCAGCUGAAAGAAGAGGAAAAGAUCCUGGAGAGUGUGGCUGAGGGCCGAGCCUUGAUGUCAGUGAAGGAAAUGGCCAAGGGAAUCACAUAUGAUGAUCCGAUCAAAACCAGUUGGACACCCCCCCGUUAUGUCCUGAGCAUGUCUGAAGAGCGGCAUGAACGCGUACGGAAGAAGUACCACAUUCUGGUGGAAGGAGAUGCCAUCCUGAGAGGCCUAAAGAAGAAAGGCAUCCACCACCCAACACCCAUUCAGAUCCAGGGCAUCCCCACCAUUCUAUCUGGCCGUGACAUGAUAGGUAUCGCCUUCACGGGUUCAGGCAAGACACUGGUGUUCACAUUGCCUGUCAUCAUGUUCUGCCUGGAACAAGAAAAAAGAUUACCUUUCUCCAAGCGUGAAGGGCCCUAUGGACUCAUCAUCUGCCCCUCGCGGGAGCUCGCCCGGCAGACCCAUGGCAUCCUGGAGUAUUACUGCCGCCUGCUGCAGGAGGACAGCUCCCCACUCCUGCGCUGCGCUCUCUGUAUCGGGGGCAUGUCUGUUAAAGAGCAGAUGGAAACCAUCCGACACGGUGUGCACAUGAUGGUGGCCACCCCUGGGCGCCUCAUGGAUUUGCUGCAGAAGAAGAUGGUCAGCCUAGACAUCUGCCGCUACCUGGCUCUGGACGAGGCUGACCGCAUGAUUGACAUGGGUUUCGAGGGCGACAUUCGCACCAUCUUCUCCUACUUCAAGGGCCAGCGGCAGACCCUACUCUUCAGUGCCACCAUGCCUAAGAAGAUUCAGAACUUUGCCAAGAGUGCCCUGGUAAAGCCGGUCACGAUCAACGUGGGCCGCGCUGGGGCCGCCAGCCUGGAUGUCAUCCAGGAGGUGGAAUAUGUCAAGGAGGAGGCCAAGAUGGUAUACCUGCUUGAGUGCCUACAGAAAACACCCCCACCCGUGCUCAUCUUUGCGGAGAAGAAGGCAGAUGUGGAUGCCAUCCACGAGUACCUGCUGCUCAAGGGGGUCGAGGCGGUGGCCAUCCAUGGGGGCAAAGACCAGGAGGAACGGACCAAGGCCAUCGAGGCAUUCCGGGAGGGCAAGAAGGAUGUCCUGGUGGCCACAGACGUAGCCUCCAAGGGCCUGGACUUCCCUGCCAUCCAGCAUGUCAUAAAUUAUGACAUGCCUGAGGAGAUCGAGAACUACGUGCACCGUAUCGGCCGUACUGGGCGCUCAGGAAACACAGGCAUCGCCACCACUUUCAUCAACAAGGCCUGUGACGAGUCGGUGCUGAUGGACCUGAAAGCCCUGCUGCUGGAGGCUAAGCAGAAGGUGCCCCCUGUGCUACAGGUGCUGCACUGUGGGGAUGAGUCCAUGCUGGACAUUGGAGGAGAGCGUGGCUGUGCAUUCUGUGGGGGCUUGGGCCAUCGAAUCACUGACUGCCCCAAACUCGAGGCUAUGCAGACCAAGCAGGUUAGCAACAUCGGCCGCAAGGACUACCUGGCCCACAGUUCCAUGGACUUCUGAGCCCUCUGUCAUCCCUUGUCUCCAAGAGACCUCAGUCUCCAGCCACCUCCUACACACACCAGCCCCCUGGACAAAAAGCCAGCAUCUUUGGCCCAGCUGGCCUGGGCUGGGCCAGGCUGGGCCUGGCUGCCUGCUCCCUGUGUCCCCCAGAAUUACUAUUUUUGUUCCCCUUUACCCCAGCUGUCAUUAAAGCACAAACCUCCCUGGUCUCAGCCC